AUGGAUCAACUUUACUUCGACGGUAUGGCCAUUUCAAGCAGAUUGGGGUUCCCAGGUUUGUUUAUCACGUUCACAUGCAACCCAAAUUGGCCUGAGAUUACACGGUUGUUGUCCUCGAAAAACUUAGAACCCCAUGAUAGGCCUGACAUUGUUGCUAAAGUUUUCAACAUCAAGUUUAAAGAGCUUAUGGUUGACUUAACAAAAAAACAUAUUCUUGGGAAAGUUAUGGCAUUUAUGUAUACAAUUGAGUUUCAAAAGCGAGGCUUACCCCAUGCACACAUUUUGAUCUUCUUGCACCCCCAAAGCAAGUAUCCAACUCCGUCCGACAUUGAUAACAUAAUUUGUGCAGAGAUUCCUGAUCCUGAAAUUCAUCCUGCUUUAUACGCACUGGUGAAAUCCCAUAUGAUACAUGGACCGUGCGGUCUUUCGCGGCCUGAUUCACGCUGUAUGAGAAAUCGGCAAUGUUCUAAAUAUUAUCCAAAAAAUUUCAUCGAAGAUACGGUUGUUAAUGCUAAAGGUUAUCCAUUAUAUAGAAGAAGAUCACACACCCAUGUAAUUACAAAAAAUAAUAUCAAGUUGGAUAAUAGAAAUGUUGUCCCCUAUAACACUCGGUUAUUGUUGAAAUAUCAAGCACAUAUUAAUAUGCAAUGGUGUAACCAAUGCACUUCUAUCAAGUAUCUAUUCAAAUACAUUCACAAAGGAUAUAACAGAAUUGGUGCAAGUGUGGUUGCUUCUAAGUCAAACACCGGACUACAACAUGAAUGUGUAGAUGAGAUCAAACAAUAUCUCGAUUGUAGGUAUGUUUCUCCGAGUGAGGCAUGUUGGCGAAUAUUUUCAUACAAGGUUCAUGGAAGGAAACCUGCUGUUGAGCGAAUGUUUUUCCAUCUCAUCGGUGAAAAGGCUAUCUAUUAUAAAGAUUGUGAACAAAUGGAUCAUGUAUUAGAAAGUGCAAGCGUAACAGAAUCCAUGUUCACGUCUUGGCUUGUAGCAAAUGCAACAUAUGCGGAAGCCCGGUCAUUGACAUAUGGUGAAUUUGUUACAAAGUUUGUUUAUGUUAAGAGAAACGGAAUGUGGAAGCCACGUAAAAGAGGGUUCACUAUCGGACGUUUGGUGUGGGUUCCACCGACAACCGGUAAACUUUUCUAUUUGAGGAUGAUGUUGACGGUGGCUAAGGGCCCAACUUGCUAUGAAGAUAUUAGGAGGGUCGGUGAAACACAAUAUGACACCUUUAGAGAAGCAUCCUUUGCAAUGGGAUUCUUAUAUGAUGAUCGAGAAUACAUAUGUGCGUUAAAGGAGGCAAGCGCUUGGGGGACAAGUCAUUAUCUUAGAAAGCUGUUUGUUGUUAUGCUCUUAUCAGGUGCUGUAAACCGUCCUGCCCAUGUAUGGAAGGAAUCAUGGAUUCUAUUGUCCGAUGGUCUCUUGUACGAACAAAAACAAAUUGCCAACAAUCCAGAUUUAACAUUACCGGAUGAUGCAAUCCAGCAGCUGACAUUGAUAGAGAUUGAAAAAAUGCUGCAAUUGAACCACCGCACCCUACAUGAUUUCAAGCCCAUUCCUUAUCCGAAUGACUAUGUUAUUCAACAACUGGGAAACCGGCUUAUUUACGAUGAAAGACAGUACAAUAUCCAGGACAUGAAGGCGGAAUUUGAUAACCUAUUCAAGUGUCUCACUGACGAACAGAGGAAGAUUUUCGACCAAAUCAUGGAUGCCGUCAACAAACAACAAGGUGGUGUCUUCUUCCUGCACAGUUACGGCGGAACCGGUAAGACAUAUAUGUGGAGAACACUUGCAAGUGCAUUGAGAUCUAAGCAUGAGAUUUGUCUAACUGUUGCAACAAGUGGGAUAGCAUCUCUUUUGUUUCUAGGGGGUCGUACAGCUCAUUCAAAGUUCAAGUUGCCAGUUCCAUGUCUUGAGAACUCAAUUUGCAAAAUUAAUUUCAAUGACCCUAGCGCUGGUCUUCUAAGGGAGGCAAAGCUGAUUAUAUGGGACGAGGCCCCGAUGGCACAAAAAUAUUGUUUUGAAACGUUGGACAGGACUUUGAAGGAUGUCAUGAGUAAUUACGGUAACUCUGAAACUAUUUUCGGAGGCAAGGUUGUGAUUUUUGGUGGGGAAUUUCGUUAG
This is a messenger RNA of Vicia villosa (hairy vetch), 2121 nucleotides long. RefSeq lists its product as uncharacterized. NCBI's taxonomy places the organism in Eukaryota, Viridiplantae, Streptophyta, Magnoliopsida, Fabales, Fabaceae. Gene Ontology annotation, molecular function: DNA helicase activity. The record is from RefSeq and is a predicted model, not a curated record. Gene Ontology annotation, biological process: DNA repair; telomere maintenance. The transcript is spliced from 4 exons. The coding region runs from base 1 to 2121 and encodes 706 amino acids.